CUCGAGGGUCUCCGUGCAGCCUCCAGCCAGAGCCGCACCGGAAGCUGGGUGGGCCAGGGAGUCGCGAAGCUGAGUUCCGCCAUGGCGCUCCAGAGACAGAGUCUCAUGUGGCUGAAGAUGACCUUGACCUGAUCCUCCUACAACUACCUGGAAUCAUAGGCAUGUGCUACCAUAUCUGGCUUUGGGUGGCACUGGGACUUAAUUGCAGUGCAUGCCAGGCAAGCACUUUACCCCUGACCAGCAUCCCCGGUUUCCCUUCUUCCACUUGGGAGAGCUCUGCGGGGAGCAUCCCCCCACUCACAGCAAGUUCCCAUCCACAUCAAAACAAAGCACUAUCAGUCAGUGCGGAUUGCCUUUUGAGGCUAGGUUGGAGAGAGGCCUGGAAAAUAUCGCAUGCAAAAGCCUAAAAGAGGCAGAUAUAUUUAGCCUUGAGAUAAAGAGCCACAUACACUGCCCCCCAAAGUCAGGAGUGUGUAGAAGAGCCGGAGGUGACAAGCAGUGCUCUGUAAAUGGAUGUUAGGCAGAUAGGCGUGGCUAUAGUGACACUAGUCACAGCACUUGAUGGGCCCCAGCAUUUAUUCUAGGUUUAUUCUAGCCUAUCGUAAUUAAUACUGUCUGUACAGUAUGCAUAUGAACUAGGAUAGGAUCCACUAUUAAGGGUGAGUUUGCUCAGAUGGGUCAGCCAUUGGCUGAAGUCCCAUCCCAAAUAUGGUAUCAUUUCAUGCACCUAAGGUUGCGGUUCUCACAAAGGGCUGGCUUACACUAAGCAGGCUCACAAAAGACUAAUAAAAAUGCUGUAGUUUGACAAUGUCCUCUGAAUUUCACCUGUUAGAAACUUAGUGUCAUGUGUUGAUGCUUUGUGGGGAGGUCUUUGGAGUCACUGGGUGGUCGAGGGGUAGCCUUGUCAUUGGAGUCACUGGGUGGUCGAGGGGUAGCCUUGUCAUUGGAGUCACUGGGUGGUCGAGGGGUAGCCUUGUCAUUAGAGUCACUGGGAGGUCGAGGGGUAGGUAGCCUUGUCAUUGGAGUCACUGGGUGGUCGAGGGGUAGCCUUGUCAUUGGAGUCACUGGGAGGUCAAGGGGGUAGCCUUGUCAUUGGAGUCACUGGGUGGUCGAGGGGUAGCCUUGUCAUUGGAGUCACUGGGUGGUCGAGGGGUAGCCUUGAAAUUGGAGUCACUGGGAGGUCAAGGGGUAGCCUUGUCAUUGGAGUCACUGGGAGGUCGAGGGGUAGCCUUGUCAUUAGAGUCACUGGGAGGUCGAGGAGUAGCUUUGUCAUUGGAGUCACUGGGAGGUCGAGGGGUAGCCUUGUUUAAAGGCCUUUCUGGCUCGCUUGCUUUGUUUCCUCACCAAACUGUCAUGCACGGUACGACAUGGCGACGUGGCAGGGAGGCCGUCAACUUGGGCUCUUGACCUUGGGUUUCCCGGCAUCUGCAACUGUUAAGAAGUCAGUUUAUUUUCUUUAUAAUUACCCUGUGUCAGGUAUUCUGUUACAGUUAGUAGAAAUACAGAGAGGAAGGAAGCCAGGUGCUUACUUUUAGUGAAAAAUGGAGCUGGCAAGCUGAAAAUGCGUGAAGAUACGGCUGUUGAAGCAUCUGACCACCUGUCUUCUUUGUAUUUCUUUAUUAGAAUACCCAAGAUGGGUCACUUAUAAAGAACAGGUUUCGGCUGGAUAUGGCAGUGCGCACCUUUAAUCCCAGCACUUGGGAGGCAGAGGCAACUGAAUCUCUUAUGAGUUUAAAACCUGCCUGACCUACAUAAUAAGUUCCAGGACAACUAGGGCUACAGUAGUGAGGCUGCCUCGCAAAAAGCAAACAAUAACAAACCGGAUUUUCCCCCAUAGUUCUAGCUGCUGAGAACUCUAAAGCAAGGGGCAAGGAGCUGGCAUCCAGCAAGGAUCGCCUUAAUGUGGGGGUUAGCCACGUUUCUGGUUGUCCUGACAAAAUAUCCAGCAGGAACACCUAGAAGAGGCUAGGUUGGCUUUGGCUCGUGAUUUCAGGGGGUUCAGUCAUGGUCAUUUAACCCCUGUACUUGGGCAGAACAGUGUGGCAGCAAAGUGUGUAUUCUCUAAGUCUUGAUGGUUGUGAGAUGGGGGGUUGACAUGAAGGAACCAGGAGUACUACACCCCAAAGUGUAAUACUACCUCCAGUGAUAUAUUAGGUCCUCUUUGUAAAGUUUCUAUAACCUCCUAAAGUCAUUCGGCAGACAGGGAACAAGCUUUUAAAACAUGAGCUUGUGGGCACCAGGAGACUCGUCACGUUCAGCCAAUAGCACUGUCAUCCCACAGCAGAAGGCAGAAGGGCAGAAGAGCAUGAGUAAGAGGAAGAAGAGGCUAGCCCCACCUUUUUAUUACUUCCCCCAGAUAAUGGCCUUAAUCUACGCAUAGCCUAAUCAAUCACUGUCUCACCUAGAGUGGACCCUGCAUCCGGAGGCCCAGUGCUAGUGGAGAGCUGGCUCCUAAGCACACAGGUGCUGGGCAAGCUCUGCAGCUGGCAGCAUGGCGCUGUGGUGGCCUGAGCGUGGCGCUCUGGUGGCCUGAGCCAUGCUGCUGUUUAGGAGGUUCUGCUGUGUAGGCCAGCAUACAUGUCAUGUGGCCAAGGCUGUCCCUGUGCUGAACUCGAGUCUGUAAACUCACGCUGUGCUGCAGGCACAGCCUUCCUCUGGCAGGGUAGGGAACACUUGAUCAAUUCCAGCUCUCGGAGUCGCAGGCCCAUCGGGUUGGGUCUCUGUUGCCGUGGCAUGGCCUCCCUUUGCAGUGAUUCCCUUAGCCAUCACAGGAGAAGGUCGGGUUAUAAAUGGCUUCUGUUCUGAUUUUAUGACCCCUUCUUGAUGGUGAAACUUCUCUGAUAGCUGUAGCUGUCUACUUAGUGCAUGGGGUGAUGCAUGGUCAUACAUCGUAAUUUGUGUGACUUUAGGAUACGAGCAUUCAUCACAGCAGCACCUGUACAUGUUUAAAGUGUGGGAGUAAAACAUGCAGGAGGCCUGCCCACGCCCGUUUGCGCCCUGUGCCUGUUGUGACAGCCCUGGGAGUCUGCCCCCCCACAUCCCCAUGGUUCCCAAGCUUUGGCUGCUGGGAUGCCAGAAGGGAGGGGGGAAGAGGGCAGCACCGGAAGGGACCAGAGGACACAGCUGUAGCAGAGAUGCCAAAGGGUGGCUAGAAAGUGAUGGGUAGACUGCACGGAAGGGGGAGGGGGUAAGAUGGCCAAGUGUAAUGGGGUCCUGUGGGGGGCCCCCAAGAGCACCUGAGGCUUAGAGACACCCGUGAGGAUUUACACUCAGCAGGUACUUGGCUCCAUAGCUGUGUCCAUGACAGUGGAAAGACAUCUGACAAAUCCAGCCAUCAGCGAAGGGGCUGUAUUUUGGGGUGAUGUUAGGGGACAUUUGAGGGCGGGUUUCCAGAGGCCUCCAGUGCAGUCACUGGGAAACACUUAACUCCUAUAGCACGACAUAGAAUGCCCACUGGGAAUCUUGCCGGACUCUAGACCCAGGGUCGUUUGUGAGAACAGGUCACUCAGUCAGCUAGCAUUUGACUCCGGUGCAGAAGAUAUGCUUUCAGCACAAACUACAGCACACAGAUUGCCUCUGUGGCCGGUCCUUGUCACUUUGUGGGUUCUUUUUCCCACCCUUUAUCCCCCUCUUGUAUCACCCACUAUCACUAGAUAGGAGAGAAAGGAUAGAGGGGAGACAGAAAUACAGACCGCUAAUUCUGAUUUCUUUCCUUUUGUUUUUCUUUGACCCUGCUACCAACAAACUGCCACCAAACCCCCUGAAUGGCCGCCAACUCCACCUAUUGAGGCUCUCCCCCUCCUGUAUCACCCACUAUCACUAGAUAAGAGAGAAAGGAUAGAGAGGAGACAGAUAAAGACCGCUGAUUCUGAUUUCUUUCCUUUUGUUUUUCUUUGACCCUGCUACCAACAAACUGCCACCAAACCCCCUGAAUGGCCGCCAACUCCACCUAUUGAGGCUCUAGCAUUUCUAUACCCACUGAAGAUUCUCAGAAUUCCAGAUGUCACACAAUCGCAGAAACUAUCUGCAGCUGGCAGAACCAUGCCUCUGAUACAGCACAAGGCAAAUCCUAGUCAGCUGCCGCGGAGCAGCCCCAUAGCCCCACACCUGCGAUUAAACAAAAAGAUAUUCUUAUAAUAUUUCUAUAUAUUUUUUAAAGAUUCCAGAAUUCUCACUACAAGCCUCUGCUAACCUCUAAUUGGUUAGGUAGAAACCCUUUGAGACGCACGGUCCCAGGUGCCUGCCUGGGGCCACCUGGUGCUAGGCAUUUUGAAGGGCAGCAGUGCCAUGCCUACCCUGUUGGCUCUUUAGUGCAGAACCUAAGAUUGUCCACAUUUUGUGUGCUAGGAGGACCACAAGAAAUGCAGAAUGGCUCCCUGCGAGAGGUGUGUGGAGUGUGAGAUGUCCCUGAGGGAUAGUGGCAUUAGUGGGCCAGAACCACAGUUAAGCCUAGGGAAGAGUCUGCUGUGUUGCCCAGCGGGCCAUACAGAUGGUUGGGAAUGCACAGGGAGCCCAGAGGCAAAGGACGCUGCCUCUGGAUGCCAACAGUCACUGCAGAUGCUGUCCCUGGCCAGAUGUGUGACUGGAGCCCAACCACUUCAAAAUGCCAGGGCUCUGAGUAUAUGAGUCCGUGUGUGCACGCUGGUAGCUGUCAGCUGUCAGGAGUGACAGGCUGAGAGAUGGUGGGGAAUGACAAGGCUGCCAGUUAGUAGCAGAGAUGGUUUUUAAAAUCAGUGACAUAAAUGCAUGAGAUAGGCAGUAGAGUCUCCUCUGCUUUAUUAGAAAUGUCCCCAUUUUCUUUACAGUUCCUUCCUGCAAAUCAUGCUUGGUUCUAACCUCGAUGGAGUCUUUCCUUAAUUUACGUCUGUAAUUCACUUCUGUGUUGUUUGCAUGGUUAAUUCCUGCCAUAAUUGAAGCUCCUGCCUAUCAGAUGUUGGUCAUCGGCUGAGUUUUCAUGGCUGUUUUAAUGACUUGUAAAGUAAGAGCUAUUGCUCUCAUCUUACCAAGCCAUAGGAAGCAGAAAGGGAGCAUGGCAGCUAAGGGUGUGGAGUGUGGAUGUAAAGAAGUGUCUCCUGAAGCUCCUGGGUUUCUCCUGAGCAGGGCCCUAAGGUCCACACUGCAAGCUUUCGGGGCCAAGCAGCCAUAGUGGGAGGGCUGGGUAGGCAGCGUGGUGAGGUGGAGCCACUGCACUGCAGCCCAGGAGGGCUUCGUGGACGUCACCUCUUGCUGCAUGCUGCUCCUGCGUGAGCCUGGUAGUGGUGUCACAGCUCUCCACAGUGGAAUUGGCCAAGGCUGUACCAGGGUUUGUGGGGAAUUACAGCUAUGAAGGGCCGGUAGGACUGGAGAAGUGGAGGUGGGUUGUGCCCAGCAGCUAGGAACCUGGGCCCCACAGGAGCGGAGAUCAAGGGCCCUCAGCACAGGCCAGGCCUGUGAGUGCCGGGCUGGCCUGCUCCCUGGCUGACCGGUAGGAAAGGGUCAGUCGUCCCUAGAUCUUCAAGACUUCCUGAGGUUUUUGUUGCUGCCCCUCCCCUUGUUUUUUGAUGGUGUUUAAUUUCUGACAUGAAUUAUGUCAUCCCUGCUGAAGAGCAUUAAGUAGGCGUUUCCUUUGCUCUGUGGGUUGUUUAACCCCAGUUCAGGAACCUAAAAUGGAAAAUGCUCCAAAGGGCAGGCUUUUGCGCCCUGCAGUGCCACUGUGAAGACCUCCAUCUGAGCUCCUUCCUAUAAAUGCUUGCAGUCAAAAUGCAGCGUACCAAACACAUUGUAAAAGUUACCAUCAACUCGGUAUAUGCAAAAGGACGCAAUUGAGUGUCGUUUCUAAAAUAACUCAUUAUGUACAUAAAAACACUCAAAAACAAAGAUUCAAAACUCAUCUGACCCUAGGAAUUUGGGAUAAAAAAUACUAGACCUUGGUAACAAGCCGGUUGUUAGCUGAUGUCCCCCUUUCAGGACCUCGGUGCUGGAGUUCCAGGUCCUCAGACAUUCUCUUAUUAGCUGACACAGCAAAUGUAGGCUUUGCCUGCAACCUUGGGACUAGUUUCAUCUUCCCACGUUACCCCCGUGGUGACCAUGUUUCUAUAAAGUUGCUGGCAGCACAUCUUCCUGGGUACCCAGCUAACCCCAGCAUGUCCCAGGAACUGCUGCUCCCGGGCCAGGUCCCACCCAUUUCUGCACUGCCUGUUCCCAGUAUCUACCAAGAGACCCAUGUGGCUCCCUGAGUUCCAAGGGACAGUUUGGGUGGGCCUUGUUGGCAUGGCUGCAGCCAACCCCCCCGGAGACUGUACCCGCAGGUGCCCAUCAGCUUCAAGGACUUGGCCGUGCGGUUCUCUGAAGAGGAGUGGCGGCUCCUGCAGGACGGGCAGCGGGAAUUCUACAGAGACGUGAUGCGGGAAAACUACGAGACGCUGGUGUCUGUGGGGACCUCUGAGCUGCUUCCUCUCUCUGCUUUCCUGUCACCUGCAGAGGCUGGAGGAGCCACACCAGGAGAGAGCCACCAGGAAAAGGGACAGAAGCCAGCUUUGGAGCACAGUUCCCAGGGAGAGCAGCCUCAGCAGAGCCUCCACCUCACAGCAUUAGUGCAGCUGGUGAAGGAGAUUCCAGAGUUCUUGUUUGGAGAAGUGAAGAGUGCUGAGGACUGCUCUGACAGUGGGAGCACCGGUCUGGAUGGGGAGCAGACAAGCCCUGAGGCAGCUGUGGUUGUGGAAGCUUGCCCUCCCCGAGGCCUGUUCAGUUCUCUUCCGGAGAGCCCUGCAAGCCACCCCAGCCUGGCGACCACACCCACGGGCAGCUCAACUUCCAGUGGCCCUCCUGGAGACUGGGCACACGGAAGCCCCUUACCUGCUAUAGGAACUGAUGACAAACCACUGUCUAUAGAGAAGGGAGGUGUAGGAGCCUCGGCAGAGACAUCCAUGCCUUCCGCUCAAAGCCUGGGCCAGAGCAGGAGUCACCUAAGACAGGAUAGAGGCAGCAUGGGGACAGGAACCCUUCCUGAGAACAGUCCAUUGCAAGGCCUCAUCAACUGUCUGAAGGAGAUCCUUGUGCCCAGGCCCCAGCCCCGGGGGACAGCCCCGGACUUGCUGCCUUCUCUCCCUGACUUGAGUGUGUUGAAGCAGACCAGAGCUGAGGUAGAAGCUGGGAGCCUGCCCUGCCCGGUGAAGACAGAGGCAGCACCUGGAGAUUGUCCCCUUCAGGGCCUGCUGAACUGUCUGAAGGAGAUCCCAAAUGCCCCAGACCGGCGUCCCAGCCCCUCAGGAGCAUCCGACUUGCAGCUGCAGGGGGAUCCAGGGAAAGGGCGUUCUGGAGGUAAAGGCCAAUCACUAGAGCUGGGACGCCUGCAGACCCCUCCUCCCCGCCCCAGUCAUGGGGCUGGAGCUGGCAGCAUGCUUACCACGGUGAAGGUAGAAGAUGGCUGGGCCCAGAGUCCCCCAGUGCCGGCAUCCUGCCAGCUUAGCCGGCAAGGCUACAGCUCCUACUCCACUGGAGACAACCGAGAGGUCCGCGUGCCUCGCUGGGGCCCCAUGACUCUAGCCAGCAGGCCCUCAGGCUCACCCCUAGAAGCUCUGGAGGCCUGUCUGAAGGGCAUCCCUCCAGGUGGGUCAUCACCUCUUCAGUCACUAGCCGUCUCAUGGUCCAGAAGUCCCCAGCCAGGAGAUGCUGGCUCUCAGAGGUUUGAGCUACAGCAACAAGGAUCUCACAGUGAAGAAGCUACAAGGGAGCCACUUCUGCCUCUGAGCUUGCAGGGGUACGUGAGAGAGGGGCCUGGGAUGCAACCCUGUGGCUCCCAGGGUACCCCUACCAGCUUCUCCUCAGCCAGCAGCAGUGAUGGGGAUCUGGACUUCAGGAGCCCCAGGAGCAGCCAGGGCCAACGGCUUGGGAAAGGCUAUCCACCAGGAAGCUCUCCACUCCAAGGCUUGGAGAACUGCCUGAGAGAGAUCCCUGUUCCCAGGCCGCAGGCUGCCUGGCCUUGCUCCUCAGCUGUAAACAGGGGCUUGAAGAGAACAGAGCCUAGGAACUGGACUGCAGACAGAGAAGCAUUGAGAGGUGAGGCCUGGGAGGCACCCCACCUCAGACAGCGUCCUGGAGAAGUACCCAGCAGGAGUCUGCAUCGAGGCAGUCCACAGACCUGUACUCCCACCUGCCACCAAGUGACCACCAGGCCAUGGCCACAAGAGGAGACAGCCACCAUGCCUUCACCUCUGCACCGCCUGGAGAACUCUCUGAGGGGGAUCUUGCCCGUGAGGCCCUUGCGUUUCACCUGCGUGACUGGCCCUGGCCCCAGUCCCAGCCCCUGCUCCAGCUCCAGCUUCAGCAGCUCCGAUGGAGAAGACCUACGACCAGAGCCUGCGUUUUGGCAGUCACCCCUCCAGCAGAAAGGCCACCUUCCCUCCUGUAAGGACCCUGUUCGUCUGUGCCCUGGCCCUGGCGCAUCUUCAAGGACCAGCAACAAUAGCUGCCUUGCUGAAGACCCCGAGAGAGCGGAGCCCAAGGACGGCAGCAGCCUCAGUGCAGGAAGAGCAGAAGAGAAGUCCCACCCACCCAGAACAGAAGAUGGUCCAGAGCGCUCGAGCCAGCCUGGCCCUGUCAGCCCUGCCGAAGGAAAAGGAGACGCAGCUGGGCGCCCCUGGCCUGAGCCCAAGGAUACUGAAGACUCGAGGGACCUGGAGCCUGGACAUAGACAACCCAGUGCGGCAGCCAGGACCCAAGAGAAGCUGCUCUCUGGGGACCCUCUGGAGCCACCUAGCAAGUCUCCUCUUCCCACAACUGUCUUGUCAAAUUGGUCACCCACUUCUCUUCAGCCACCAUGCCCCUGCGGCAGGUCCUUGCAGCAGGAGCUGCAUAACCUUGGUACCAUCCUCACGGAUAAGCUGGACCGACUUGCAGCAGCCUUGGCGGGCCUAACGAAGGAUGUUGCAACCAUGCGGACCCAGAUGGAUCAGCUACGAAGGCGCCCACGAAGCCUUGGACCAAAAGGUCAGGGUUCCUGGCCGCUGACCCUCCCCCAGAGACCUCGCUGGGUCAACAGACUGGACCACAGACAUCUACCCUACUGGAGACAGAAGGGCCGCACCAGGCCCAGACCAAAGAUCCUGCGGACCCAGGCAGAAGGCUGCAAGGCUGGUGACCACCCAGGACUCUCUAGAGGGAAGGGCAAUUUGGUGCCUCAGCUCCCUCCAGAAGCUUCCAGCUUCGUAGAAUCUUCAUCCCAGCAGAUCUCCUCUACUUCUGGAGGCCACACUGUGCUGACUGCACACCCACCUCUGGAACACACUGGAUGCCACCAGAAUCCCCUCUCCCCUUCAGUGCCUACUGCCUUGGUCCCCCUUGUGGCCUCUCCUGCAGCCAGUGCAGACACAGAACCUCAGGCUGCUAGAGUGGCAGCAGCCAGCAUUCCAAGCCAGCCCAAGGAACCUAACAGCCUGCUAGGGGCAGCCCUCAGCAAAGACCUCUGGGGAGGCGACCACAGGGAUCCAAGGUGGGGGGCCCAUUGACUGUGCUGUUUGUCUGAUCAGCCUUGCUCGGGAUUCUGGGUGGCAGGGAUGUCCUGGUGGGACCCUCUGGAGUUAACCCUCUCAGGCGGUCUGCUCUCCAGGGGUUGUAUCUUCCUUCUACCUGUUCAACCGGCCCUCUCAUUGCUGCUGUCGGUCUGGCGCUUUGCCUCUGCCGUGCUCCGCCUCCAUGGUGUCUGCAUGGAGCCGUGAGAGAGGCCCGCCUCAGCCGUGCCGCUGGCUUUCUUGGCUCAGGUUCAGUCAGUUGCUCUUCCUCCUUGGCAAAGCCGUCUAGGUUCCAGGUGGGUGUCGUGCAUACCACAUGUGCAGAGCUAGCUGCAGAGGGCACCACAAGGGCACCUUAACCUGCUCCUGAUCUCAACACUAAAAGGCUAGCCUUGGUCUGUCUAGAGUGAAUACUUUACAGAUGUCAUUUAGGGAGAGCCUGGUCUAUUGUCCAAGCUGAAUUUACUCCAUGGAUUCUAAAAUUAAAUAUAUUAGUUGCUAAGUAAAGACCAUUGGCUUCUGUGGAAGGGUAUUCAGAGGGGACAACACUUGGGCAUGGCUGCCUGGAUUGUCACCAGUGCGCUGGGAACUAGGCAGCUGCUGUUCCCCUCUUCUACACACACCUCAUGAGAACUGAGCAUGCGCAGUACAGCUGGGGACAGAAGCCACAGGGCCUCUGGGGAGAGGACUCCGCAUGUGUCAGCCUCCAGCCUCCUGGGCUGGGUACACAGUGUCACACACUUGGUCAGUCUGGACAGCUUAAAUCAGGGGCCCCAAAGCAAGUCCUGCCAGGCUUGGUUCUGCAGGGGACAUUUGGCUCUGUUGAGGGCUCUUUUCAUGCUCACAUGACAUCUACGAGUCUCUUCUCCAAAUGCCCCUCAUCCCAGGACACGGGAUGUUUUAAAUGGCACCUGUUCUCAUUUGAACUUGAUCUAAAGACUCUAGAGAGCAUCACAUUCUGAAGUCUGGGGAGGGGGGCACACUUUCUCCUAGUGCCUGGUGUCAGCCUUCUCACGUCGUGACAGUGGUGUCAUCCAGGAAGUUUACAUUCAAGAACCAGACAGUUGAGAUUUAAAAAAAAAAAGUCAGAAGAAAACCAUGUUUUAAGUAUGUGUACAAGUUUGUGUUGGGUUGCAUCUAUCCCAUUCCUCAGCUACAUGCAGGCUAGGUGGGCUACAGCUGGCUGUGCCUGUUGGGAUUAGACGGGGAGGAGGGCACCGUCUAGCUCAUAAUACACCUAAGACCUAGGCCAGUCUUGCUGACGAGAUGUCACGCUGUCUGCCUCUGUCCUGGUGAGAUACUUGUCACUCUAUCACAGCAGCCCACCCUAUACUGACUUGCUUCAUGUCCUUCAGAGUUGUCCUGAGUUCCUUUGGAACCUAAGGCCUUUCGGGAGCUGUGCCUGUGCCCAUAGGAGCGGGAAAGCCAGGGCCUGGGGCUGCGUGCUGAAGCUUUGGGUGCUUUGGCCUUGUCCUGGACAAUGACAAGCAAUUUCUUGUGGCUACUUUGCCCUGUGACACACUAUAAAGUAGUGGUCCCUGGAGUUAUCCAGGCCUGGGUGCCCCUCAGGUAGCCAAGCCCAGGCCAUGCCCAGGGCUUGGUGAAUGUGGUUUAAACAGACACAGUCACAAAAGAGAAAAGGUUUUAGAGCAGUGAUUCUCAACCUGUGAGUCACAAAGGAUCCACCCUAUGAGGAUCACAUAUCAGAUAUU
Apodemus sylvaticus (European woodmouse) is the source of this 11200-nucleotide messenger RNA. It is a transcript of the gene Krabd3, whose product is annotated as KRAB-A domain containing 1. Bases 6381 to 9485 code for a protein of 1034 amino acids. Lineage: Eukaryota; Metazoa; Chordata; Mammalia; Rodentia; Muridae. The record is from RefSeq and is a predicted model, not a curated record. The transcript has 18 exons. Gene Ontology annotation, biological process: regulation of DNA-templated transcription.